AUGGGGACGCCGCCGGCUCAUGGGGCCACCUUCGCCUGCACGUGGGGCAGCUCCGCCCGCCCCCAUUCCUGGAGGAUCCUCCGCCCGUGCGUGGGGUUCAACCUCUGCCUCCAGCGCAUGGGGCCGUGGCUGUCGCCGCCUUCAGAGAGAGAGAACCUGAGGCCUUCGCCGGCGCCGAUUACUUCCCGGCCACAGUUCCCGAAUCCGAGUAGAUCUCAGCGUCGAUGCCGGCCGAAGGCUCUAUUUAUAUAUCCGCAAGAUCUUCUCGCUACUCGAUCCGUCGCGCAGCCGGACGUAGCUCACCCAUGGCAAAGGUGCCGGAAAAGGGAUCUGUUCCUACGCCGGCGGCCGCAGGUGGUCCGCGGUGGCGACCGGAUCAGCGCCCUCUCCGACGAUCUCCUCCUCGUCAUCCUGCGCCGCCUCGACACCCGCACGGCGCUCGGCACCGGGCUGCUGUCCAGGCGCUGGUCCAGCCUCCCCCGCGAGCUCCCUGCCCUCGACUUCCGUGUCGGCGACAUACUCCCGCCGCGCUGCCACCGAUUGAUGCUCCUUUACAGCAACACAACGGUGACUCCUUCAGACUACGAACUCCACACCAUGAAGAAGAAGCUCAAACAUAUCAUCAGGAGGUACGAGCGCCGCGCCAUGCGCGCCUUGAACGGCUUUAUCAAGACCUCCUUGGACGACGGCGGCGGCGUCCUAGGAGGAGGACCUGGCCGGAGGAUCAGCAGGCUGACGCUGGAAUUCUUCGCCACCCUCAACAGCGGCUGCAUGAACCAGCUCAUCGCCAAGGCCGUGGAUGCUUGGGGGGUCGAUGAUCUCGAGGCCGUGGCCACGCCAAUCUUCAGGGAACAAGCUGUCCACUCCUUUCCCAGCCAUGGCCUCUGCGAGAAGCCCAGCGCGUCCCGCCUGCGAAGCCUCAAGCUUGGAGGCUGCUUCCUCCCGCCGCUGCACGAGUACAGCGCGCUCACUAGGCUCGUCCUGCAAGGCCUGCCGGAAUCGACAUCACAGGCAGCGUAUGCGGGUGUCUUCACGUCGUGCCCGCAGCUGCAGGUGGUGCAUCUCAUCUCUUGCCUGUGCAAAUGCGGCGUGGAGCUGGUCGUGGACGCCCCAAGGUCAGAGAUCAGGGAGCUCGUUGUGGACAGAUGUGACUUCGUACAGGUGUGCAUGAGGGCCCUUCCUAGUCUCGAGAGACUGGCCUCGCUGGGAGUUUGCAGGGUGCUCUUUGAGUCCACCUCAUUUCCCUACCUCAGGCAAUGUAACUUUGCCCUGUGGUGCGGUAUCAUAUGGGGGGAAGGAUCUAUCCUACACUUGCUGCGGGCAGAGCUCCUCAGCCUGCAUCUUGGCGUGUUCUUUGGACGCACCCCGGACAUAACUAGUCUUAUUCUCCGCUUCACUGGACCUCACAGAUGGAUCGUACCGUCUAUAAACUCCCCGUCGACUUCAUUGUUACCCAACGCGAGACGCCUAUUGGUCGCCGACGUGCCUUCAUCCUGGGACGCCUCAUGGCCCCGUCUCCUCCUUGAGACGGCGCCUUCCCUUGAGACCCUUCAUAUCCACAUUGCACCUUGCGUGGAGGAGGAACCCGGUGAUGAGAUACCUUGGCAGCCCAGCGAGCUUCUGCACCAUCACCUUAAGGAGUUUGUGAUCGUUGGUUUUGAGGGGACCGAGAGGCAGGUUUACCUUGUCAGGUUUGUCAUGGGAGUAUGCACGGCGUUGCACCAUCUCGCAUUGUUCAAGGAGGGGCAUGCUCGGGACAAUGGGCACUGGGACUGGGAGAUGGUGACGCAGCCACAUUCGUGGACCACGGAGGAGAAGAACAACACGCUGAAGCAGAUCAUGGAUGGUGUUCCUUCCUCAACUGCUGCUUCUGUUCAACUGGUUUUUGGCUGAAUUUUCUCAUGUUUGUGCAAGACUUGAAAGUGUAGUAAUACAAAUUAAGGCCUCUUUUUAGUUUUAGUUGAUGUAAUUUAUGUAUAUUCUCUCUCACUCAAAUAAUAAUGUGUUGGUGGAAUCGUGGUCGUUCUUAAUUUCUAGUGCUAAUAAACAUUGGGUGCAUUUUCAGUUGAACUUAA
Molecule: messenger RNA, 2075 nt
Organism: Brachypodium distachyon (stiff brome)
Lineage: Eukaryota; Viridiplantae; Streptophyta; Magnoliopsida; Poales; Poaceae
Exons: 2
Coding region: 1-1893 (630 amino acids)
Molecular function (GO): protein binding
Source: RefSeq, a predicted model, not a curated record